Molecule: messenger RNA, 1381 nt
Organism: Ornithorhynchus anatinus (platypus)
Lineage: Eukaryota; Metazoa; Chordata; Mammalia; Monotremata; Ornithorhynchidae
Gene: SPESP1
Product: sperm equatorial segment protein 1
Exons: 2
Coding region: 90-1220 (376 amino acids)
Biological process (GO): fusion of sperm to egg plasma membrane involved in single fertilization; acrosome reaction
Cellular component (GO): acrosomal vesicle
Source: RefSeq, a predicted model, not a curated record
CUCGCGCGCGGCGGGUAACGGUUGCCAAGGCUACGGAGCCGCGGGGCCCCCGCGGCCUCCUCUCGCAUGGCGGUGCUGCGCUGGGGAAGAUGUCCACGAAGCCCGUGGUCCUGUUGAUCGCCCUGCUGCUGCUCUGGCCCCUGCUCGGCUCGGUGGAACCGAAUAUGACGAAAUCAACGAGCGAAGAGAAAACGGUGAAGCACUUUGUGAAUGUUUUACAGGAGAUGAUGAGAAGCAUCCCGACUCCAGGUUCAUCGCCGCUGUCCACUUCCCUCACAAAUCAACCAGAGUUAACUAACGCCUCCAAGGCAGACAUCGUCAGCCGAAGGAACGGUGACCGAAAGAACAAGAAACGGAACAGAGAUAGCACCAGACCCUGGACGACAAACCCCAACAGCCUCUCUCUGCACUCCCGGGGUCCCAGUAACCAAAACUUCGGCGUCACGGUUGCGCCUUCCGAGGACCAGAGAACAGCUCAAGGAUUCACUACCACUAGCACGACGCCAUUCUGGAGUCUUAAGCCUGGCAACAAUUCUGUUAUUUUACAUACUAAUGAGUCCUUGUAUGAAAAAAAUGAGGGGACCACAGGGAAAGAGGUUUCAGGAGGGAAAAAUGAGAAAAAUGAGUCUUUAAAUAGUUCAAAAAACGAAACGGUGCCUCAUCGAUCCAAAAGCCAUGAGGUACAUGUGGUGGUGGAGCUUGUAAGAACAACAAGAAGCAACGUGCCAACCCUCCCACCUCCCACUGUGAAGCAGUUAUUUAUAAAUCCCAAAGAGAUUUUGGCAUCGAUUGGGGAGAUUAAUAAAGAUAUCCAGAAAGCCCCCGUUUAUGCCAAACACUAUUCACUGUUCAAAGAUGAUAUAGAAUCCGUAAAAAAAGCCUUAGGCAAAAGCCUUGCUCUAGAAGCAGCAGCAGAGAACUCAUUAAAGAAAUUUCACAACAUAUCUCCUAACAAAAUAAGCGGCAACACUAAAGAGCAAAAGAUAAUUACGUUUAUCAACUUUCUAUAUGAGCAGAAGUCCAAUCUCACUUCAUAUUUGCAUAUGAGAAAUAUUCCAUCAGAAGUUAGUGAAAAGGCUGCUGUUGUAUUUAAUAUUAUGAAAAGGGUAUUUUGUGGUGAUGUCGAACAGAGAAACCAAAAAGUUUUAAAGAAGUUGUUAAAGGAUGAUAUAAAACUGUUAAAUCUAGUUGUCGGCAAUCACAGCAAGGUUAUAUACUGAAUUAUUUGUUCGUGUCUAAGCAAAACCCACCUCAUUUAAUUCCCUGAAUUUUUAAGAGGAAGAUUUUUGUACCGGAGCCCCUGUGGUAGCAUCCAGGCUUGUCUUGUACUGUGAAAAAUAAUUUGAAAUCAUUAAUUAAAAACCUGGUGUCUUUAAACAAG